Anopheles coustani is the source of this 1606-nucleotide messenger RNA. Its product is annotated as probable cytochrome P450 6a14. Bases 1 to 1533 code for a protein of 510 amino acids. The transcript has 2 exons. Gene Ontology annotation, molecular function: iron ion binding; monooxygenase activity; heme binding. The record is from RefSeq and is a predicted model, not a curated record. NCBI's taxonomy places the organism in Eukaryota, Metazoa, Arthropoda, Insecta, Diptera, Culicidae.
AUGGAGCUGUUAAGCUACGUGUUGACCGCGUUUGUGUUUGUCGUCUCGAUUGCGUACCUGUACGUGCGCAGUCGUCAUAACUUUUGGCGAGACCGUGGAUUCCCGUACGCCCGCAGGAAGCCGCAUCUCCUGCAGGGUCAUAUGGAAAAUAGUUUCUCGACGACGCAUGCUUCAUACAUCAACCAAGAGCUGUAUCGAGAUUUCAAGCAACGUGGCGAAGUGAUCGGCGGGAUGAGUUUCUUCAUAAUUCCGGCACUGAUUGCGGUAGAUCCGGAGGUUGUGAAGGCAAUUCUGGUGAAGGACUUCAACGUGUUCCACGACCGGGGCGUAUUCAAUGAUUCCAAGGCAGAUCCCCUGUCGGCGCAUUUGUUCGCUCUGGAGGGUCAUGAGUGGCGCGUACUUCGUCAAAAACUUACACCGACGUUUACCUCUGGCCGCAUGAAGCAGAUGUUCGGUACCAUUCAGCAGGUGGCCGAAGAGUUUCUGAAGUAUAUGAACGACAACUGCCAUAAGGAAAUCGAAAUGAAGGAUGUGCUUGCUCGGUUCACCACCGACGUGAUCGGAACGUGCGCGUUCGGUAUCGAAUGUAACACUUUGCGCAACCCGGACUCGGACUUCCGGAAGUACGGAAACAAGGUGUUCGAGCAGGACAUGGUGACGAUGGCGAAGUUCAUUUUUGCUUCGAUGUUCAAGGAUGUCGCUAAGAAGAUCGGCGUGAAGAUAACGGAUAAGGGUGUGGAACGUUUCUUCCUUGAAGUCGUGCAGGAUACGGUGCAGUAUCGUGAGAAGAACAACGUACAGCGGAAUGAUUUUAUGAACCUGCUACUGCAGAUCAAGAACAAGGGAAAGUUGGAUGAAGUGACGGGUGGCAGCGUGGGCAAGGGUGAGGUCGGCAUGACCCAGAACGAGCUGGCGGCGCAAGUGUUCAUCUUCUUCCUGGCCGGCUUCGAGACAUCCUCCACCACGAUGAACUUCUGUUUGUACGAGUUGGCGAAGAACCCGGAAAUUCAGGAUCGCCUUCGAGAGGAAAUCGAUCGUGCUAUCGAGGAUAACGGAGGCGAGGUGACAUACGAUGUCGUUAUGGGCAUUCAGUAUCUGGACAACGUGAUCAAUGAGACCCUACGUAAAUAUCCACCUGUGGAGUCUUUAACCCGAGUUCCAAUGCGAGACUAUACCGUGCCGGGCACGAAAUACGUUAUCCCGAAGGACACCCUAGUACAAAUCCCAGUGUACGCGCUCCACCAUGAUGAAGAGUUCUACCCCGAACCGGAUCAGUUUAAUCCCGACCGUUUUCUACCGGAAGAAGUGAAAAAACGUCACCCGUACGUGUACCUUCCGUUCGGCGAAGGUCCGAGGAUUUGCAUCGGGCUGCGUUUCGGUGUAAUGCAAGCCAAACUCGGACUGAUUACUCUGCUGAGGAACUUCCGCUUCUCGCCUACCUCGCGAACACCCAGCAAAAUUAAAUUCGACGCGAACUCCUUCAUUCUGUCGCCUGACUCGGGCAACUAUCUGAAGGUUGAUAAGAUAGCGUAGUUCCGUUAUUAUUAUUUCAAAAUAGACCAUGAGUAUUAUCAGAAGGCGUAAUUAAUGAUUAUUGUUUGAUAAA